This is a messenger RNA of Acomys russatus (golden spiny mouse), 850 nucleotides long. It is a transcript of the gene Rbm8a, whose product is annotated as RNA binding motif protein 8A. Gene Ontology annotation, molecular function: mRNA binding. NCBI's taxonomy places the organism in Eukaryota, Metazoa, Chordata, Mammalia, Rodentia, Muridae. Gene Ontology annotation, biological process: RNA splicing. Bases 54 to 578 code for a protein of 174 amino acids. The record is from RefSeq and is a predicted model, not a curated record. The transcript is spliced from 6 exons. Gene Ontology annotation, cellular component: exon-exon junction complex; nucleus; cytoplasm.
UCCCGUGGUGCUUAGCUCCCAGCGGCACAGCCGAGCGCUCGGGGAGAGGCAAGAUGGCGGACGUGCUGGAUCUUCACGAGGCCGGGGGCGAGGAUUUCGCCAUGGAUGAAGAUGGGGACGAAAGCAUCCACAAACUAAAAGAAAAAGCGAAGAAACGGAAGGGCCGCGGCUUUGGCUCCGAAGAGGGGUCCCGAGCGCGGAUGCGGGAGGAUUAUGACAGUGUGGAGCAGGACGGCGAUGAACCAGGACCGCAACGCUCUGUUGAAGGUUGGAUUCUCUUUGUCACUGGAGUCCACGAAGAAGCAACUGAGGAAGACAUCCAUGACAAAUUUGCUGAAUAUGGGGAAAUAAAAAACAUCCACCUUAAUUUGGACAGGCGUACGGGAUACCUGAAGGGGUACACACUAGUGGAGUAUGAAACAUACAAAGAGGCUCAGGCUGCCAUGGAGGGACUGAAUGGUCAAGACUUGAUGGGACAGCCAAUCAGUGUUGACUGGUGUUUUGUUCGCGGUCCACCAAAGGGCAAGAGGAGAGGUGGCCGAAGACGAAGCAGGAGUCCAGACCGGAGACGCCGUUGAUAGAUCGUCUGUUGACCAGGUGGUCUCGCUUCGAGUCCAUUUGGUUAUCCUGCCUUGGAUAAAUAGGGCUAGGGUAGACUUGUGUUUAUAUUUAAUGUCUUACCCUAUCCACUUAGUUGUGUUUUGAGUUAAAAAAAAAAUAAAUGUUCAUUUUGUUUUUGUACACUUAAAAUUAUUUCUUGGUUCUCUGAACAACUAUUACGAGUCAUUGUGAAGACACUUGUGCCUCAAGUGGAAUUCUGAGUUUCUAGAAAGGCUCAAGGAGGCUGCUC